AAUUCGAUCAGAUCAACUGUUUUCAGUUCUCUUCAUUAAAGAGUUUUACGGUCAGAGCCCCCUCCCCCCUCUCUUCUCUCUCUUUCUCUCUCCACCUACUUUAGUGGCAGAGAGCAAUUGCAGAGCUGCAUUAACUCCACAGUGACUGGGUUUCAAUUUCAAAAGGCAUAAGUAGAGCAGUUAAUAUCCAUCUGCUUUGAUCCCUUCGUUAACUCUCUCUCUCUCUCUCUCUCUCUCUGCCCAUUUUCUGUGUUUUUCCAGUUUGGAUUGAAGAAUGAUCUCUUCCUUUUAACUCUGGUAACCUCAAUUAAUUUUUUUUUUAAUUGGGUUCUCUCUAAAACCCCAAGUUUACGGAUCGCAAUUUUCUAUCUUGUGAUGUUGGUGUGGUGAGAAUUGGGAUGCGCAAUGGCCUAAAGGACAAGAAACAAAGACCAAUGGCAGCAGGUGCCCCUAUCAAAACCCAUAUCCAAAUCCAACCCACCAAAGCCAAACGACGAAAGCGUCGGGAAAUCACCAUUUCCUCCUCCGCCGCCGCCCCCAAUUCCCCCGAACACUCUUCCUCCGCCGGUGAUCUCACCCUUCACCUUCACCUCCGUAAACGAGACCCACCCACCAUUUUCGCCCCUGACAACUCUUGGUGCUGCACUUCUUCCAAGUAUAACCCUUCCCCCUCUCUUCUUCCUCCUUCUCCUCCUCCUCCUCCUCCACCACCACCACCAACACAACAUCAUCAUCAAAAGCUGCAGCGCCCGUUUCCUGUGACCAUUACCGUUAACUCGUCCUCCACUACUACCUCUCUGUUUAAAUCACAGUCGCCGUCGGAGUCACCGGUAGCUGCUCCCAAGCUUAGCUUCUCUCCUGGUUCUCCCGUUAUGGAUUCCUCUAUUUCCGCCGGUAUUUGUGUCAAUGGUGGUGGUGCUUUCGGCUCUUUCCCUUCCAGUUACAGUAAAUUCAACUCCGCCCUUAAUGCCGGGCUCUUAAACCCCAUGUCUCCUCCCCCACAGCCUCCCCUCGAUAAAACCCGAUCGAGUCCGACGCUCUUCGAAAUGAUGGCCAAUGAGCCCGAUUGUCACCCAAGGAACUCCACUACAGCGGAUCUUGCUCCAUUUCUUUCUGGGAAAUCCCAAUUCUCUGUUCAGGAUACUCAAGCAAUGUUGCAGCAACGAGUGGCAGAGAUCUUAGGGAGUUGCAGCCCUGGGAACCAGUUUAACGAUCCCACUUCCAGCGAUGUUAAGCUAACUCUGAGCUCCAAGGAUGGGUUGAGUUUCUCCAUGAACGUGCAUCGCCAUUUACUUGUUGCCCAUAGUAGGUUCUUCGCUGCUAAGCUCUCGGAUCGAUGGUCCAAGCAGCAGCGAUCACUUCCUUACACUAUCGAAAUCUCUGAUUGCGAAGAUAUCGAAAUCUACAUGGAAACUCUGAGGUUGAUGUAUUGUAAGGAUAUCCGGAAGAAGCUCAUGGAGGAAGAUGUCUCCAAAGUACUCGGGAUCUUGAAGGUUUCAGCUGCGAUAGUGUUCGAUGCUGGAGUUCUAUCUUGUUUGGAGUACUUAGAAGCAGCUCCAUGGGCGGAAGACGAAGAGGAGAAGGUGGCCUCGCUCUUGUCGCAGCUUCAUCUGGAAGGGGCUGGAGCAGGGGAAGUAUUGAAGAGAGUGUCUUUGGAAGUGGCGACGGGGGCAGAAGACGGGAACCACAGUAGCAACGAGGAAGUGCUUCUAAGGCUCUUGCAGGUAGUUCUCGAAGGCAAAGAUGAAAAAGCGAGGAGGGAGAUGAAGGGCUUGGUCUCGAAAAUGCUUCGGGAGAACUCGUCCCAGAAUGACCUCAGUAAAGAGUCCCUGUACUCUGCGUUCGAUGGGUGUCUGCAACUCCUUCGCGAGCAUUUCCUCAGGGCGGCAUCAUCGGACCUUCAUGAUGCCGGUCAGAUUGCACGCCAGGCUGACAACCUUCACUGGAUUCUGGACAUCCUGAUCGAUCGCCAGAUCGCGGAGGAUUUCUUGAAGACUUGGGCAUCUCAGGGGGAUCUGUCAGAAGCCCACCCUAGGGUUCCUGCGGUUCACCGGUACGAGGUGAGCAGGGUAACUGCAAGACUCUUCGUUGGGAUUGGGAAGGGACAGCUCCUGGCUUCCAAGGAGGUGAGAUGCUUGCUCUUGCAGACAUGGCUGGAACCGUUUUACGACGAUUUUGGGUGGAUGAGGAGGGGGGCAUCUAAAGGUCUCGAUCGUCACCUGAUUGAAGAUGGCCUCAGCAACACCAUCCUUACUCUGCCAUUGCCCUUGCAGCAGGAGAUUCUGCUUGCCUGGUUCAAUCGAUUCCUCAACUCCGGUGACGAUUGCCCCAAUAUUCAAAGGGGGUUCGAGGUUUGGUGGAGGAGGGCUUUCUGGAAACGGAAUGGCGCACCUGAUCGGCCUCCACAAUUCCGAAUUACCAUCGCCUCUUCCGACCACUCGUGAAGAAGGUAAAAACGAAAAAAGCGACCUCCCCACAUCUCCUUCCACCUUCCUUCCUCCCACUUCUUGGUUCAAAAUCGAGAAUCCGUGGUUUCAGGUUAGAGAUUGAAUGAAAUUGAUAAUUGGGUUUCAUUUGAUUGCGUGUGAUCUGAAAUUUAUUCAGAAAAUGAGAAUUGAUUGUUCAGUGGAACGAAGAUUGGGAUUGGAGAUCUGUAAGCUGGAACUGGUCAAGUCUGACGACUGAAAUAGAAAAUUUCGACGCUCUUCUAUGUUACAGUGAGAAGUAUGAGAUUUGCUUGUAAGGAUUCGUUUCGUUUAUUAAUGUCAAAAGAUAUCUUCUUCCCA
Messenger RNA from Macadamia integrifolia, 2786 nucleotides. Its product is annotated as BTB/POZ domain-containing protein At1g63850-like. The transcript is spliced from 2 exons. The coding region runs from base 399 to 2444 and encodes 681 amino acids. The record is from RefSeq and is a predicted model, not a curated record. Lineage: Eukaryota; Viridiplantae; Streptophyta; Magnoliopsida; Proteales; Proteaceae. Gene Ontology annotation, molecular function: protein binding.